AUGCCGGAUGCAAAAAAUAAGGGUGGAAAGGGAGUUCGAAGGCCCCGGCUAGAGCCAACUGAGCAACAACGAGCAGAUAUAAAGGAAGCAUUCGACCUCUUCGAUGUCGAGGGCACAGGGACCAUUGAUGCCAAGGAGGUGAGAGUGGCGUUAAGAGCCCUAGGCUUUGAACCAUCGAGAGACGAGCUCAAGCGGCUGAUAGCAGAGGUAGAAAGAAACAAGAAGUACGCGGGAAGCACUGACGGAAUGGACAAACAGAGGAACACAGCGGCUCAAGGUGCUGGACAACCUUCUUUGGCACAGCUGGACUAUAAUGACUUUCUGGAAAUUAUGAAAAUCAAAAUGAACGAAAAGCCCACUCGAGAGCAACUCAGCAAAGGUUUCUUGGCGCUUGCAAAUGGAAAGGAUGUCAUCACUUGGGACGACUUGAAGAAAGCCUCUGUCGACUUAGGGGAGAAGCUGUCGGACGAGGAGCUUCGAGAAAUGCUUGCACAUGCAUGUCGUGGAAGGUCGUCACAGGUGACAGAAGAAGACUUUUUCCGAAUACUAAGGAGCUAG
This is a messenger RNA of Eimeria maxima, 558 nucleotides long. RefSeq lists its product as hypothetical. The record is from RefSeq and is a predicted model, not a curated record. Gene Ontology annotation, molecular function: calcium ion binding. Gene Ontology annotation, cellular component: myosin II complex. Lineage: Eukaryota; Apicomplexa; Conoidasida; Eucoccidiorida; Eimeriidae. The coding region runs from base 1 to 558 and encodes 185 amino acids. The transcript is spliced from 3 exons.